GGUACACGUGCUCAAAUCAAUUGUGUUAUCACGUUGGCCUGGCUUCAGACGCUAACACAUACUUCAGUUUGUUAGUUGCUGAUGCCUAUCCAGUGCAGGUUUUAUGAGGAUUUAUUUCCCGAGGUUGGGGAUGUAGUGGUUGUGACAGUGAAAGUCAUACAGUCAAUGGGUAGCUAUGUAGAGCUGCUGGAAUACAAGAAUAUCGGAGGAAUGAUAUUACAUAGUGAGUUGUCACGUCGGCGUAUACGAUCUAUAAGCAAGCUUGUCCGAAUUGGGUCUAACACGGAGGUGACAGUUGUACGGGUUGAUAGUGCUAAAGGAUAUAUUGAUUUGUCUAAAAGAAGAGCGUCAGCUGAAGAGAUAACGAAGUGCAAGGAGAGAUUCGCCAAAGCAAAAGCGGUCAAUCAAAUCUUAAGGAAUGUUGCUGAUAAGUUGAAUUAUGAAACCGAUGAACAGCUUGAAGAACUAUGCAGAAAGACAGCUUGGUACUUCGAUAAGAAAACAGGCCGGAAGGCUGGAUCUUAUGAUAUCUUUAAGAGAGUUGUCAACUCACCGGAGAUUCUUGAUGAAUGUGAUAUCGAUGAAGCAACUAAAGAAAUGCUUCUUACGGAUAUCCGGCAUCGAUUAACACCAAAAGCAGUUAAAAUUCGGGCCGAUUUUGAAGUUUCAUGUUUCACAUAUGACGGCAUCGAUGCUGUCAGAAAUGCACUUCGAUCUGGUCUAGAGCUUAAUUCAGAUGCUCUUCCGAUUCGGAUCAAUUUAAUAGCACCACCACUCUAUGUGCUAACGACACAAACAAUGGAUCGAGCUGCUGGCUUAGACCACUUGAAUGAAGUAUUGAAUGUCAUCAAGAAAUCUAUUGAUAGCCAAGGUGGAGCUUUCAAAAUACAACAGGCUGUAAGUUUCAUGCAAUUUGAAUCAGUUUCUUAUUUAUCAAGUUCUUGCUUAGGAUGUCAUCGAGGCUGGUGAUGAAACGUCUACGAAAAAACAACAAAGCCAGAGAAUAUCGAACUACCAUCAUCCUCAUCCUGAGCUAUAAAUCUUUUCCAUCAUUUGGAAUCAGUUUUUCGGUUAAUUAUUUUUGUAGAACUGUUUCCUUCAUUUAGUACUAGGUUAUGCAGAAAUACAGACAAAAUCAACAUAGAGGCUGGCACACAAAUGCAUAGGUUCGAUUUGCCACACUUCACAGUAGAAUAUCAAGAACAGGAGGAUAGAACGAGAGUGAUAUCAAAGUUGUGUAACAGAAUAAACAAUUAGAUGAUGAUGCAUAGUGCAGAUGUUCGAGCUUUGGAAGACAUCAAAGGGUGAAUACAUCUAUGCCAUUGUGCCAGAUUUUCAACCAUUGGCACCAAGAGUCCCCAACCACUAAUUCCUUUCGUCUUGAGGACAGCAGGCAGGCAGUCUACACCCCCCACACGGCUCAGACUAACAGUUGGAAACUUCAUCGACUGGUACCAAGCCUUUGCCUGGCCAGGAUCCUGGACAUCCACCAGCUCCGCGACUGACUCGAAGUCCCUGAGAAGGACUUCGACGUCCCCAUCCUCGAACUCUGCAGGUCAUAGAAUCUUCAUCACAUCCAAAAGCAGCGACACCAAUUGGAAGAAGCAAGAAGAUAGGUAUGAGGGAAGGAAUAUUUAUUGUCAACUAGCGGGACAGUAGUCGUUAAAUAUGGUACACCUUGCACCAAAACCGUCAUUUGCAAAAUACACUUCAUUUCCUCUUCUGUUUCUAUCUUGAUUUGCUCUUCAUACGCUUGCCUUGUCUCUUGAGUUUCUCUUGGCGGAAUCCUUACCCAUUGCUGGUAAUUCUUUAUCAUUUCUACCAUCCUUUCAACAUAUACUACUUAUAUCCAUUCUUAUCAGUAACGCCCACUACACUCCAUUCUACCACAGUUAGGCCAUUCAAUUUUAGGUAUCAGCAUUUUCUUUUGCUUCUAUUGAUAAGUUAAUCCUAAUUUACUAUUACCUUUCAGCCGCGUGUCGUUUCUGACACUGAUGAAGCCGAUCUUCAACGUCAAAUGGAUGAAUUGGAAAAAGCGAAUCGCGAAGUUUCCGGUGACGAAGAUGAUGAGGAUGAAGAUGAUGAAGACGAAGAAGAUGAUGAUGAAGUAUCGGAGGAUGGAGAUCAGAAUGGCCAUAAAUAAUAUACUCUAUGAUCAUUUAUUCAAAUACGUGGAUGAAUAAAACUUGUAUGACUUUGAUUUACUUUACUAUAUUGGUGAGGAAAUGGUAUGAUGGUAGGACAAAAUUGCAUCUAUUUUCAUGCACGACAUUCU
This is a messenger RNA of Heterobilharzia americana, 2275 nucleotides long. The record is from the annotation of a GenBank genome assembly. NCBI's taxonomy places the organism in Eukaryota, Metazoa, Platyhelminthes, Trematoda, Strigeidida, Schistosomatidae.